UACUAUUUAACAUUUAACAGCAACUUUAGUUAUUGGCUUUAGUUAAAUGAAACAUCUUUAAAGUGUAAAGAAAAUUGAAAGUUAACUCUUUUCUCUUCCUCUUAUUAAUUGUAGGUUGAUUGUUAUAAAUCAUUUACGGGUAUCAUUUCAAUUUUGUGUGAGUGUAUCAGUUGAAGCUUGGAAGAAGUAUUUACAAGAAAAGGUUAACACUACCUUUAUGUAUACUGUGUUGAAACAAAAUUCAAUUUCAAGGUGAUCAGUAACAACAGCAACAGCAACAACAACGGCAAUAGUAAUCAUCUCACCAUUGUUCAAUUGUUUGGUGUCUUUUUUCUUGUAAACCCAUCAGGAAUUAACUUUUCACAAAAAAAUUAAAUGAAAUGUUACACCUUAGUUUAUUUAUCACUGAUAACAAAUCUGGUAAUCUUGGUUUGUUGCUGUUCAUGUUGACCAGUUUUCUGGUUCAUAUAACCCUGGGUGCAGCCAAUUCUCGGUCAACACGGAGUAACCUGGAAAACCUUGCUUCUCUCGCCUUUGAACACGGAGUUAAAGUUCGUGAAUUUGGUUCCUGUCGAACACCGAAACCAGAAAUUGUCUAUGUAAAUAGUAACAACCCAUCCAAGGUAUACCUUCCAAGGGGAACAAUACUCCACCGAUGUUCAGAUGCAACAGGCUGUUGUCCACAAGCCUACCAAUCAUGUCGUCCAAUAUCAACUCAAAUGGUUGACCUUUACUUUUUUACUGUUACCCUUGUAGCAAAUAAUAGUCAAUUAUCAUCGUCGUCAUCUUCAUCGUCCUCUUUUUCGUCCUACACACCAAGCCAUCACCACCAUCGACAUAAGAAACCUCGUCAACAGCAAAACAUUGAAAAGUUAACUUAUGUCAACCACACUAAAUGUGCUUGUGUUGAUCUCAAUUCAUCUGACGAUGAAUCCAUCAAUGAAAUCUAAGUGAUCACUUCAUCGCCAUCUUUUCAAAUUGUCAUCGCCUUUGCCAUCAAAUUUGUAAUCAAUGUUGUCAUCGUGUUUGCCUUCAUUACUUUUUUUUCGCAUCAUCCUUGUCACCAUCAUUGACCAUCAUUGACCGCUACUGCUUCCACUUUUGUUAAUUGGCUCUUCUAGUUUAAUUAUAAAAGUUUAUAAAAAAAUCAAUUAAUAUACAAUUACUAUUCUUAACUAAUUAACAUUAUUAUACAAUUAUUUACAAUCAAUAUAAAAAUGAAACCUUUCACAGUAAAAAGUAUUUUUUCCACUUAUUUUGGUAUGCGUUUUGGGUUUGCUAUUGAGAUUACCUAAGAUUGAUUUACAUAACGACACCUUUUUAAGUUAACAAUCAAUUGAAUAAGCAUCAUUUGACUCAUUUACAUGUUACAAUUGAACAAGAUUUAAUAAUCAACUGUCAAUCAAUCGUUUGUCAAUUGUUUUCAUCAUCUUCAGUUAAUUCUAUUUUAAUUCCA
Molecule: messenger RNA, 1456 nt
Organism: Tetranychus urticae (two-spotted spider mite)
Lineage: Eukaryota; Metazoa; Arthropoda; Arachnida; Trombidiformes; Tetranychidae
Biological process (GO): hemocyte migration
Cellular component (GO): membrane
Molecular function (GO): growth factor activity
Source: RefSeq, a predicted model, not a curated record